CGCGUUUUCAAAUUAAAUGCUUUUCUCUCUUCACAUUAAUUAGAGAUUUUGGAUCUGAUGUAUUUUUUUUAACUUACUAGUUAAAAAGUUAUUACUACUUAAAGUUGUAUCAGAAUAAAACGUCACUUCGAAUUUUUUCUUAUUUGUACUGUACACCAAUAUUUUGCCGCCAUUUUAUUUUAUUUUUUGCAGUCAGAGCCUCGCAAGUAUUCCGUUAUAACAUAUCAGGCACAGGCAACCGGUGGAUACAGUUUAACGUUUAAGGCCAGUCCUUGAAAUGACUACUAAAAAGAAACGCUCUGUGCACAACAACAAAGACAGCUGGGUUGUCAUUGCUCCAGAUUCAGCACUGGACACAGGCAGGUCUGAAGAGGGUGAUCCGUCCUUCAUCAAACUAAAGAGUCCUGCUACAGGAAGUUCUUCACUGUACCUGUUUGGCUGUGGCGAUGUUUCUGUUUAUGAAGUAAAAGCCUUUUCUGAAGACUUUCGGUCUUGGUUUAUUGGACACACAGUGCAAAGAGAUGGAAGACUACUGUAUGUGACUCCCAUUGAUCCUUUAUUUCUGCUGUUGCCAUACAUUAGCAGUACCACCACCGAGGGAAAGUUCCAGCCGGUGCAGCAGAUGGUGAUGGAUGAGGAUUACCCUGGAUGCACAAGACUUCUGCUUUGCAAACAUGGAUUGGAUUCCCUUCAUCAUGUAGCUGAUGAGAAAGAGGUAGGUGGAUUAAAGUUUCACAGAUAUAACCAGGAGAAGACCUUGGAGUGGCUCAAGAAAAAGGUCCAACGCACAGUAAGCACACUCAAAAAGAGCAACAUAUCUGUGGGUGGAGGAGUGAAAUCCAGCACGUUUGUCAGAGUGAAGCAGGAAGAUGCUACUGAAGAAGACUACUUACGUUACGCACAUGGUCUCAUAUCAGAGUACAUCAGUGAAGACCUGAGCAAAGACCUCCUCAAGCAUCUGCAGUUGCCAGAGAUAUCCAGCCCUAAAGAAACAGAGCCGCCUUUUAAGAAACGGAAACUGUCAGAUAAACCGGUAGAGGCCGGGGAAGACUACACCAAGUUCAACAGUGCUGAUUUUACACGAAAACCACCAAAGAAGAUGACUGCAGCUCAGAAGAGUCUGGCCAAAGUAGACAAAUCUGGGAUGAAGUGCUUGUCGGCAUUCUUCAGCCCCAAAGUCAAACAAGAGAAGAACUGACUCAGUGAGUGAGUGAGUGUUUGUGCGAGUGUCAAACAUUUUGCUAAUAAAGGUAUUAGAAAAUAAA
This is a messenger RNA of Carassius carassius (crucian carp), 1265 nucleotides long. RefSeq names its product ribonuclease H2 subunit B-like. The transcript is spliced from 11 exons. Gene Ontology annotation, cellular component: ribonuclease H2 complex; nucleoplasm. Gene Ontology annotation, biological process: ribonucleotide metabolic process; RNA catabolic process. The record is from RefSeq and is a predicted model, not a curated record. Bases 278 to 1198 code for a protein of 306 amino acids. Lineage: Eukaryota; Metazoa; Chordata; Actinopteri; Cypriniformes; Cyprinidae.